Messenger RNA from Exaiptasia diaphana, 1548 nucleotides. RefSeq lists its product as uncharacterized. The coding region runs from base 1 to 1548 and encodes 515 amino acids. The transcript has a single exon. NCBI's taxonomy places the organism in Eukaryota, Metazoa, Cnidaria, Anthozoa, Actiniaria, Aiptasiidae. The record is from RefSeq and is a predicted model, not a curated record.
AUGAGGGAAACACCCUUCAAACUUGACACCUUGGUAUCAGUCCCUCAACUCGUGUAUCGUGGCUCACAUCUUUCUAAGAUCGACGACAAAUCAGGUUAUGACCAUAUCUUCCUAUCAGAGGACUCCCAGCAAUACUUUGGGAUAGAGUGGAAAGGGUGGUGGUUUGUCUGUACCACCCUCCCGUUUGGGUGGAAAAACUCUCCAUUCGUCUAUCAGUCCAUCGGGAGAAGCGUAACAACAUUCCUCCGCGAGAGGGGUAUCACAUGCUCUCUGUACAUCGACGACCGGCUGGUGGGAGAGAUUUUUAGYGGRGAAGGUCACUGGUCUCGUAGUAUAGAGCUACGUGAUAAAAAAUUUAGCCGGGAAGCGGCUGGAGCGGCCUUGUAUGUAACGUGCUCAUUGUUAKUAAGCCUAGGCUAUUUYYWGGGCCUCAAGAAGUGYACRUUGCGGCCCACUGUAAACAUCCGGUUUCUAGGAAUGAUCRUCGACACAGAGGCACAGGCGUUUUUGAUCCCACAAGAUAAGAGAGUUAAAUUUGCUGAGUUAAGAGAAGCAAUCUUAUCUUGCAAAGUUUCGACAUCUCUCAAGGCUAUACAGAGAAUCAUGGGAAAAUGUUCAUCAUUUUCCCUAGCUUUCCCCGGAGCAAAGUUUUACAUACGGGAAAUGGCGGCGGCGGUGAGCAAGGCAAGUAAAGGCUMAGAAGUGUCUCUUUCCAAAGGUUUAAGGGAGGAAUUAGAAUUCUGGCGUUUCCUAGAUUCAUGGCAUAGGCCAAUCCMCUGGAGACGAGAAAGUCAUGUCUCGCUUAGAAUGUCGACGGAUGCUUCUGCUUUUCGAUGGGCGGCCAAGAUCCAUCUUGCAUCUGAUGAAAGAGAAAUCGGUGAUUACUGGACGGAAGAUUUACGUCAAGAACACAUCAACAUCAAGGAAAUGUAUGCGGUACUGCUAGCAUUUCGAUCUCUCCCAGAUGUAGUCAAGGAUGUCAAGGAUGUCAACGUUGACAAUCAAGUAACACUCAAGUCGUGGCAUGGCCGCGGUCCAAAGUCACGGGGGCUGACCAAGGUGGCCCGCCUGUUAUUUCAAGAGGUCACAGAAAGAAAUGUACUAUUGGAGAUGUCAUACGUUCCGUCAAGCGAAAACCAAGCGGACUUUUUCUCUCGUCAUCUUUCGCGGUCAGAUGCAAUGCUUUCCCCAGAUGCCUGGAAGAUCGUGCAGGAGGCUUUUGGAGGACCAACGGGACACAAUCUUGACUUGAUGUCACUAGAUUCGAAUGUUCAGAGGGAUUACAACGGAGAUCCACUACGCCACUUUACGCCRUUCCCUAYACCCCAUUCGGACGGUGUGAAUGUCUUUGUGCAAGAUCUAUCAACAUGYGACGGAAAACRUGUUAACGCCUACGUUUACCCGCCAUUUUCGCUGAUUGGUCCCUUGUUACGAUUGAUAAGGUCCUGCAGGGCGGUGGUAACACUGGUGGUACCAAAGCUUUCUCCUUUACCAGUCUGGUGGACUAUCAUCAACGCAAGCAGCAGCUGGCGCAAAGAGGAAGCGUAG